AAAUAAUAAAUAUUUUUAAAAUACUAUUUGUCAACAGAAAAAACUAGAAAAACUGGAAUAUUUGUUAUUCUAAAUAUUUAAAAUCUUUUAAAUUAUCCAAAAAAGACUGAAUCAUCCCAAUAGCUUCAUUCAAAAUAUUUAAUUUAUCCAAAUUAUUCUAUAUUAAAAGACCGAAAACAGAUGUUAUACUUGAAUUACAUGAAAUUAACCAAAAAUUCAAAAUUGGAAAUAAACUUUUAUUGGAUAUUAGCCGAUUCCUUCAAUUGUUACUUAAACAGAACCGAAUUUCAUAAAUAAGCUAACAAUUUCUAUAUUCUUUUUAGAAUAAAAAACCAAAAACCGAAACUAAACCGGAACCGACCACUAUACCAAACAGUGAACCGAAAUUGGAACGGUGAAGUUAACGCCGUCAAUACUAACGGCUGUUUAAACUCCCGAGGAAGAAGAUCAUAUGAUCACUGCCUCUUCCCUAAACUCUCAUAGCGUUGUUGAUCAUCAGAGAGAUGGUUGUUGAUUUGGAGUCGGUGUCAGAGGCGACCUCCGGAGCCGUGGGGUCGCUUCUGAGCACAACCAUCUUAUAUCCACUCGAUACAUGCAAAUCAAAGUUCCAGGCCGAGGUUCGAGCCCAAGGCCAGCAAAAAUACAGACAUCUCUCUGAUGUUCUGUGGGAAGCGGUUUCAAAACGACAGAUUAUGUCGCUGUAUCAAGGCCUAGGGACAAAGAAUCUGCAGUCCUUUGUUUCGCAGUUUAUUUACUUUUAUAGCUAUAGCUAUUUCAAGAGGGCGUAUAGUCAAAGAACCGGUACGAAAUCGAUCGGAACGAAGGCGAACUUGCUUAUUGCUGCUGCUGCUGGAGCUUGUACUUCUGUCUUAACCCAGCCUCUAGAUACAGCUUCAUCAAGGAUGCAAACGAGUGAGUUUGGAGAAUCAAAAGGGUUGUGGAAGACCUUAACCGGUGGUGCAUGGGGAGACGCGUUUGAUGGACUAGAGAUCUCUCUUUUAUUGACUUCGAAUCCCGCAAUUCAGUAUACAGUGUUCGAUCAGCUGAAACAGCGUCUGCUUGAACAGAAAACAGCAAAAGCUGAGAAUGGUUCUUCUUCACCGGUGGUGCUCUCUGCCUUUAUGGCCUUCUUGUUAGGUGCCGCUUCCAAAAGUGUUGCCACUGUCAUCACAUAUCCUGCAAUAAGGUGCAAAGUGAUGAUUCAAGCUGCUGAUGACUCCAAGGGAAAGGAAACUAAGAAGCCCAUAAGAAGGACAAGGAAAACGAUUCUAGGGGUUGUCUGUGACAUAUGGAGAAAAGAAGGGAUGUUAGGGUUCUUUAAGGGGCUGCAUGCUCAGAUCUUGAAGACAGUUCUGAGCUCAGCUUUGCUACUGAUGAUCAAGGAGAAGAUCAGUGCAACAACGUGGAUUCUCAUUCUAGCUAUCCGUAGAACUCUGUUUCUCACAAAGGGUAAGUUGAAAAGUCCUUAAGCAAAGCAAGGACAGGCUUGCAGGUCGGUCAAGUUGUUAUCUCUCUUUAUGUAUGAUUCACGCAGGAUAAAUCUCGGUUUCGCUUAUAUGCACUGGUUUUUAUUCUAAUACAAGCAUUGUAAUAGUUUUUUAGUUCCACGAAACAGUCUAAGUUUUGAUCUAUAGAUCAUAUUAUGAAAACUGGUUGUAGCUGGAUUGAAUUUCUAGGCGCACAUGGUUGUCAGUAAAAGUGAGAGUCUUUGUGUAGAAUAAAAGGAACAAAGUAAAUGAUGUAAUAAAAAAUGUUUCUUAA
Brassica rapa (field mustard) is the source of this 1761-nucleotide messenger RNA. Its product is annotated as peroxisomal adenine nucleotide carrier 1. Gene Ontology annotation, cellular component: peroxisomal membrane. Gene Ontology annotation, biological process: fatty acid beta-oxidation; ATP transport; peroxisome organization. NCBI's taxonomy places the organism in Eukaryota, Viridiplantae, Streptophyta, Magnoliopsida, Brassicales, Brassicaceae. Gene Ontology annotation, molecular function: ADP transmembrane transporter activity; ATP transmembrane transporter activity. The record is from RefSeq and is a predicted model, not a curated record.